Messenger RNA from Bicyclus anynana (squinting bush brown), 1173 nucleotides. Its product is annotated as photoreceptor outer segment membrane glycoprotein 2. The record is from RefSeq and is a predicted model, not a curated record. NCBI's taxonomy places the organism in Eukaryota, Metazoa, Arthropoda, Insecta, Lepidoptera, Nymphalidae. Bases 100 to 1158 code for a protein of 352 amino acids. The transcript is spliced from 6 exons. Gene Ontology annotation, cellular component: membrane.
UAAAAAAUUGCGAUUUGAAUUUUAAAAAGUGAUCAGUCAACUGCCAAAAAUCUAUAGAUUUUAUUUUGUAAAGUCCAGCAACUUGUUAUAAAAUAAAACAUGUUUCUUACUUGGUCCUCCUUUAACAACAUAAGAAUGCUGCUAAUGGCUUGUAUGCCUGUAGUUAUAUUCUAUUUGAUAUGGUUAGUUAAUACGUCAGAAGAAAUACGCAGCGAAGAAGGAACUCUGUUGGAUUUAAUUUGCUGGCCUGAUGGAAAUGCGAUACCAGUUAUUAUCGCAUGUGGAUCAGUUGUUGCCGUUGUUAUUGAGUUGUAUGGAUUAUACCAGCUGUUCAAAGCCGGAUUACCGAAGAGAGAGUACAAUGUAUCAAACGGACUCUAUUACUACGUGUGGGCUCUUAUUAUUAUCAUCAUAAUAUUUUUGGCGAUUAUGUUUUAUUCCGGCCUUCAAUCAACUAUCAUAAGAGCAAAAAUUAAAGGCGGCAUAACGAAAGCAAUGCUCCGGUACCCCAUACACCUGCCGUCCAAGGUUGCCGUGGACCGCCUGCAGACCCGCUUCCACUGCUGCGGCCGCGUCAACUACCACGAGUGGUUCUACAUACCCUGGUACACCGCUGGACAGAUCAAGAACAACAUUACGUCUUCAUCUGCUCGCAAGUUCGUGGCAGACAACGUGCCGUACAGUUGUUGUUCUAUGGAGGUGAUGCGGCCUUGCAUACACCACGGGGUCACGAGGGUCGGGACCAUUUAUAAGUAUGACCCCAAGCAAAAGCUAACAAUUUGGGAAGAUGGAUGUGAAGAGAAAUUAAUAAGCGAAAUGAUGUCUGUGUCCAGGCGUUUCAACUCAGUGAUGGUUCUUAUAAUAAUAGCGAUGUUCCUUCAAAUCUUAGCCGUGCGAUAUCUCCAUACGGCGUACAAAAACGGCCUCCACGUCGGCAACCAGAUCACUUGCGAAGCUUACUUGCUUCGUUCUACCACAGACACGAAAUUAGAAGAGGCGGCUAAGAAGAAAGCCUUCAAAAGGAAGAAGUGUCGCCAAGCUCGCACCCUGCAGUGGGUGACUGCGACGUACCGUGCCAAGACAAAGAGACGGAUUAUUACGUCAUCGGGCUCUGAUAUCAAUAGCUCUGAUGAACUGUUAAAACCUAUUUAUGAAUAAAUUAAUAUUUAAAAA